AUGUCGGCACUGGCAGUGGAAUCGUGGUCGUGGUUUGGCCUCUGUGUAUUGGUUGUUACUGCGCGACUGAUAUCCCGUACGAUCCUUCAUGGAUCAGUCAAGAACCUCCAGAUUGACGAUGCGUUGAUCGUUUUCGCUACCUGUAUCUAUACAGUCUUGAUUGUGGGCAUGCAGGUCAUCGCCAACACGAACUCCAACUUAAUCCCUCCCGAGCACGGCCUUGACUUCGAUCCCGAAGACAUCAAAGAGAGGAUCCAUGGCAGCAAAAUGGUUCUUGUGGUGGAGCAAUGCAUGUGUGUUACGAUAUGGACGAUCAAGGCCUGCCUCCUAAUCAUGUACUCGCGAUUAACGACGACUCGCAAGCAAGUACUCACCUUGAAGAUUGUCGCCGCCUACGUUGCGUUCAGCUUUGUGUUCAUGGAAGUCUUCUACCUGGGAGUGUGGUGCCGACCGUUCAGCGAAUACUGGGCUGUCCCACCCGGAAACGUCCAGUGCUCCGCAGCCACCAAUCACUUAAUCACCAACGCUUUCUUCAACAUUUCAUCCGAUCUCAUGAUCAUCGCCAUUCCUCUCCCAAUCUUCAUCCAAGUUCAGUUGCCGCUGAAGAAGAAGGUAAUCCUCUGCGGCAUAUUCGGACUCGGGAUGUUCACAAUCCUCUCCGCCGUCCUGAACAAAUUCUACAGCUUCACCCAACCCUUCGGCUCCCUCUGGACCUUCUGGUACAUCAGAGAAGCCUCCACCGCCAUGCUCACAGCCAACAUCCCCUUCACCUGGACGCUGCUCCAGCGCGCCUUCAAGCUGCGCUCCUUCGCGGGCUCAGGCCACCACCGCAGCCGCUCACGGACGACGUACCAUCAGUUCAACGGCACUGUGGCGUCCCGCUUCGGCCGCCACAGUACGGCUGGGGAUUUAAACCGCGCGGAGAGCCAGGAGAAUAUCAAUAAGGGCGAGGUUCCGCUGGAGAUAUGGCAGAAUACGCGGAUUGAGGUUUCGUCGACGGAGAGUCCGGGUGUGGAGGAGAUGCCGAGUAUGCCGGUGCCGGGGAUGGAGAAAGCGGUUCUUCCGGGGAAGCGGUAUCCGAGUGGUUGA
This is a messenger RNA of Coniosporium apollinis CBS 100218, 1089 nucleotides long. RefSeq lists its product as uncharacterized. Lineage: Eukaryota; Fungi; Ascomycota; Dothideomycetes. The record is from RefSeq and is a predicted model, not a curated record. The transcript is spliced from 6 exons. Bases 1 to 1089 code for a protein of 362 amino acids.